AUGCCGUCCAAAUCCAGAUGUGUAAUGACCUACCAUGAUCGGUUCAUGUCCAAGGAAGAACGGUGGAGGUCCUCUCGUUUCGACGACAUGUCCAAACUAUGGGAGCUCACGGAUAUUGAGAAGCAAAAGAUGCGUCAGUUCCAGUUUCGUGUGGAGGAUGUAGACCACUGGAAAAAUGACCCUUAUGAACUGGUCCGAAUUUUGAAGGAAUUCCAUGGCGAUGUGGCCAUGGCAGAGCACAUCCUCCGGUACACGGUGGAUUGGAGAAAACAAAACAACAUGGAGACGCAUAUGGAACGUUAUGGUACGCCAGAUCCACGAUUUCACCAUUACCCCAUUGGAAUUCUGGAGGGCAAGGACAAGGACGGUGACCCCAUUUACUGUAACCGAUUUGGGUCCGCAGACUCGUCAGGUCUCCUCGAAGAGUUUGGAUCCGAUGGGAUCAUCGACUACAUGCUGUUCUUGUAUGAGUACAUUAGUAGACGCGAGUUCUGGAGACCCUACGAAAAGCGGGAAGGGCACCGAGUCAAGUCGUUGACCGCCGUUGUCGACUUGGACGGACUCGACGAAGAAUACAUCAUGAAACAAGAUCUGUUGCCUCUCUUGCAGCGCAUGGCAAGAAUCGCCCAAGACUGCUAUGCAGGUACAGCAAAGCGCAUCAUCCUGGUGAGAGCACCCCCGAUCUUCCGAGCUGUCUGGGCUAUGGCAAAGUACUAUUUUGAUCCGCACAUUCGCGAAAAGAUGAUCAUUGCCGAUCUUGCAGAUAUUCACGAGUAUAUGGACCCUUGCGUCCUCCCGGAUUGUGUAUUUCCAGGAGUUGGUCAGGGAAAGUCCAUGCCAGGCUUCUUCGAAAACAUCCACUGGGAAGCAGGCCCCAUUCCCAGUCGGAAGCAGGCCAAGAAGCAAUUGAGGAAACAGAAAUCCAAGUCGCUUCAAUACCCAAGAAGAACACCAUCCGCACGGUCGUCAAAGAAUGGUGCCGUUGUUGUUGUUAGUGUCACAACCACCACUGUGUUCAAAGGAAGCUGGGAUCAAGAACUCUCCGGACCCAUAGUCCAGUCCUUUUAG
Messenger RNA from Seminavis robusta, 1068 nucleotides. The record is from the annotation of a GenBank genome assembly. Lineage: Eukaryota; Bacillariophyta; Bacillariophyceae; Naviculales; Naviculaceae.